Molecule: messenger RNA, 1008 nt
Organism: Lycium ferocissimum
Lineage: Eukaryota; Viridiplantae; Streptophyta; Magnoliopsida; Solanales; Solanaceae
Product: 18.1 kDa class I heat shock protein-like
Exons: 1
Coding region: 74-784 (236 amino acids)
Biological process (GO): response to heat; response to hydrogen peroxide; protein folding
Source: RefSeq, a predicted model, not a curated record
CUCUCAUUAUAUGACAUUUCAUUCUCUCUAAGAGAUUUUCUUAUUCCAAAACAAAUUAAAGAGUACGGCAAAAAUGUCUUUAAUGCCUCUUUUUAACGGUCGCAAAAGCUAUGCACGCAGACAGAAUCCUCCUCGUCAGCCAACAACAACAAUUACGGAUCAAUCCCAAAAAAAUCAGGCUGGACAAGGUCGUUACGAUUCACCAACAAAAGUUACCUAUCAAAUCCAGACAAAUCGAGGUGAGCAUGAUCUUUAUUAUCCACCGACAACAAUUUUUACUCAUCAAUCCCAAAAAAAUCAAGAUCGACAAAAUCUUUAUGAUCCAACAAUAAAAAUCACACAUCAGCCCCAACCAAGUCGAGGUCAACAGGAUCCUUACUAUCCCUCGCAUGAAUUUUAUCUUGAAAACCCUCGAUCUCUCAUAGCACCAGCACUAUCAUUCCCACAUGAACCUCCAUCACUAGCUCCAAUUGAGUAUAAAGCAACCCCAGAGGCACAUGUUUUUAAAGUUAAUUUGCAUGGAUACAAGAAAGAAGAAGUGAAGGUUGAAGUUGAAGAUGACAGUGUCCUAAAGAUUACUGGGGAGAAAAAGAUAGUACAAAAAGGAUAUGACAAUUGGCACCAUUUCCAGAGAAGAAUUGGGAAGUUUUCUACUACUUUUAAUUUGCCUGUCGAUGCUAGGGCUGAUAAAGUGAAGUCAACAAUGGAGAAUGGAGUGCUUAUUAUCACUGUUCCUAAGAUGGGAACCAAGAAAGCACACGUUAGAACAGUUCGAAUAUCCUGAUAUAUAUAAUUAUAUUUCGUGUUAAAAAAUGUUACUAUUAUUGAACCGUUGAAUAGAGGCUAUAUCAGCAUCUAUUAAUAUAGUGAUGUUAAAUAAGGAGGAAAAAAUAUAAAGGAAAGUUGUAAGGUCUUUAGUAAUUUCUAAUGGAUAUGACGAUGGAUUGAGCAUGCUUGUGUAAUAGUAGCAGCUACUUAAUAAAUAAAAGGGUAUUUCUUUCAUAAUUA